Messenger RNA from Podospora bellae-mahoneyi, 639 nucleotides. RefSeq lists its product as uncharacterized. The transcript is spliced from 2 exons. The record is from RefSeq and is a predicted model, not a curated record. Bases 1 to 639 code for a protein of 212 amino acids. NCBI's taxonomy places the organism in Eukaryota, Fungi, Ascomycota, Sordariomycetes, Sordariales, Podosporaceae.
AUGUGCAGCAAGCAAACAGGGCUGUGGUGGAGUGUGGCGCCAGGGUGGUUGAACUUUGGCCUUUCAUCGCUCCUUCCCUUACUGUUGUCUGCUGCCUUGAACUUCUUUCAAAAGUCUUCACCCCAACUCUGCUUGCCCCGUUCACCGCAACCUCCGACUUUUCCCGACACAUGCCCAGUACCCAGCAAAAUGACAGAUACGGAUCAGCCACACUCUCACCUCGAGGAAUCACAAGACAUUGUUAUGAAACAAGAUGAGCCACGGGCUUUCCCAGAAGUGCCACGGACUUUGCCAGAAGUGCCCCAAGUGCCGCAAGAUUCGCAGACCCUCAACGAAUUCCGGAAGUCCGCCGACGAAGUCGCCCGCCUCGCCCUCCUAGUACAGCAGGAACAAGAAAAUGAUCAGCUUUUGUGCACCGCAAGUUCGGUUAACCUCAUUGGCGACUUUGUCACUGCCUGGAGGAUCCACGAUCGGCUAUUUCCGGGGCACGGCUCACCCAGUUCAUAUUUCCACGGAAAGGCCAAAUUGAGUUUAGAUACCAGCAAGGAGAAUCUUCCCGCGGGAAGAAAUGUUUUCAGGGGAGGAUACCACAGCAAAAAUCUCGAUCAGACGUAUGUUUGUACUCGUAAAUUCUAUUAA